This is a messenger RNA of Echinops telfairi (small Madagascar hedgehog), 7098 nucleotides long. It is a transcript of the gene TRPM7, whose product is annotated as transient receptor potential cation channel subfamily M member 7. Gene Ontology annotation, biological process: protein tetramerization; protein phosphorylation; monoatomic cation homeostasis. Gene Ontology annotation, cellular component: membrane. The record is from RefSeq and is a predicted model, not a curated record. The coding region runs from base 179 to 5737 and encodes 1852 amino acids. Gene Ontology annotation, molecular function: protein serine/threonine kinase activity; ATP binding; calcium channel activity. The transcript has 39 exons. Lineage: Eukaryota; Metazoa; Chordata; Mammalia; Afrosoricida; Tenrecidae.
AAAGACUCGGCUUCUGCUGCUAGCGCCGGAGCUGAGUUAGUUCGGAGGCUUCCCUGGGCAGUCCUUGUCCGGCGGCCUCUGCUGCCGCCUCCGGAGACGCGUUCCAAUAGAUGGCUACAGGCCGCGGCGGAGGAGGAGGUGGAGUUUCUGCCCUUCCGGAGUGCGCCCCGUGAGGAGAAUGUCCCAGAAACCCUGGAUAGAAAGUACUUUGACCAAGAGGGAAUGUGUAUAUAUUAUACCAAGUUCCAAGGACCCUCACAGAUGCCUUCCAGGAUGUCAAAUUUGCCAGCAACUUGUCAGAUGCUUUUGUGGGCGCUUGGUCAAGCAACAUGCUUGUUUUACUGCAAGUCUUGCCAUGAAGUACUCAGAUGUGAAAUGGGGUGACCAUUUUAACCAGGCAACAGAAGAGUGGUCGGUGCACAAACAUACGGAACAGAGCCCCACAGAUGCGUACGGAGUCAUAAACUUUCAAGGGGGUUCUCAUUCCUACAGGUCUAAGUAUGUGAGGUUAUCAUAUGACACCAAACCUGAAGUCAUUCUGCAACUUCUUCUUAAAGAAUGGCAAAUGGAGUUGCCCAAACUCGUUAUCUCUGUACAUGGGGGCAUGCAGAAAUUUGAGCUUCAUCCACGAAUCAAGCAGUUACUUGGCAAGGGCCUUAUUAAAGCUGCAGUCACAACUGGAGCCUGGAUUCUAACUGGAGGAGUAAACACAGGUGUGGCAAAACAUGUUGGUGAUGCCCUCAGAGAACAUGCUUCCCGAUCAUCUCGAAAGAUUUGCACUAUCGGAAUAGCUCCAUGGGGAGUGAUUGAAAAUAGAAAUGAUCUUGUUGGGAGAGAUGUGGUUGCUCCUUAUCAAACUUUAUUGAACCCCUUGAGCAAAUUGAAUGUUCUGAAUAAUCUCCAUUCCCAUUUCAUACUGGUGGAUGAUGGCACUGUUGGAAAGUAUGGGGCAGAAGUCAAGUUGAGAAGAGAACUUGAAAAAACUAUUAACCAGCAAAGAAUUCAUGCUAGAAUUGGCCAAGGUGUUCCUGUGGUAGCACUCAUAUUUGAGGGUGGACCCAACGUUAUCCUCACAGUUUUAGAAUACCUUCAGGAAAGCCCCCCAGUUCCACUUGUUGUAUGUGAAGGAACAGGCAGAGCUGCUGACCUACUGGCGUAUGUUUAUAAACAAACUGAAGAAGGAGGUAAUCUUCCUGAUGAAGCAGAAUCUGAUAUUAUUUCAACAAUCAAAAAAACGUUUAAUUUUGGCCAGAGUGAAGCAUUUCAUUUAUUUCAAACACUGAUGGAGUGCAUGAAAAAAAAGGAACUUAUCACUGUUUUCCACCUUGGAUCAGAUGAACAGCAGGAUAUAGAUAUAGCAAUACUUACUGCAUUGCUAAAAGGUACGAAUGCAUCAGCAUUUGACCAACUUAUCCUUACACUGGCAUGGGAUAGAGUUGACAUUGCCAAAAAUCAUGUAUUCAUUUAUGGACAGCAGUGGCUGGUUGGCUCCUUGGAACAAGCUAUGCUAGAUGCUCUUGUGAUGGAUAGAGUUGCAUUUGUAAAACUACUUAUUGAAAAUGGAGUAAGCAUGCAUAAAUUCCUUACCAUUCCUAGACUGGAAGAACUUUACAACACUAAACAAGGUCCAACUAAUCCAAUGCUAUUUCAUCUUGUUCGAGAUGUUAAGCAGGGAAAUCUUCCUCCAGGAUACAAGAUCACUCUAAUUGAUAUAGGACUUGUUAUUGAAUAUCUUAUGGGAGGGACCUAUAGAUGCACCUACACUCGGAAACGUUUUCGACUGAUCUAUAACAGUCUUGGUGGAAAUAAUCGGAGAUCUGGCCGAAAUACUUCCAGCAGCACUCCUCAAUUGCGAAAAAGUCAUGAAUCUUUUGGCAAUAGGGCAGAUAAAAAGGAAAAAAUGAGACAUAAUCAUUUCAUUAAAACAGCGCAGCCCUACCGACCAAAGAUUGAUACAGCAGUAGACGAAGGAAAAAAGAAAAGAACCAAAGAUGACAUUGUAGAUAUUGAUGAUCCUGAAACCAAGCGUUUCCCAUAUCCACUUAAUGAACUGUUAAUUUGGGCUUGCCUUAUGAAGAGACAGGCUAUGGCCCGAUUUUUAUGGCAACAUGGUGAAGAGUCAAUGGCUAAAGCAUUAGUUGCCUGCAAAAUAUACCGUUCAAUGGCAUAUGAAGCAAAGCAGAGUGACCUAGUAGAUGAUACUUCAGAAGAAUUAAAACAGUAUUCCAAUGACUUUGGUCAGUUGGCAGUUGAAUUAUUAGAACAAUCCUUUCGACAGGAUGAAACCAUGGCUAUGAAGUUGCUCACUUAUGAACUGAAGAACUGGAGUAAUUCAACAUGCCUUAAGCUAGCAGUUUCUUCAAGACUUAGACUUUUUGUAGCCCACACCUGUACACAAAUGUUAUUGUCUGAUAUGUGGAUGGGAAGACUGAAUAUGAGGAAAAAUUCAUGGUAUAAGGUCAUAUUAAGCAUUUUAGUUCCACCUGCUAUAUUAAUGCUGGAAUAUAAAACCAAGGCCGAAAUGUCUCAUAUUCCACAAUCUCAAGAUGCCCAUCAGAUGACAAUGGAAGAUAGUGAGAACAACUUUCAAAAUAUAACAGAAGAGAUCCCCAUGGAAGUAUUUAAAGAAAUAAAAAUUUUGGAUAGUAAUGAAGCAAAGAAUGAAAUUGAGAUACAAAUAAAAUCAAAAAAGCUUCCAAUCACAAGAAAGUUCUAUGCUUUUUAUCAUGCACCGAUUGUGAAAUUCUGGUUUAACACUUUGGCAUAUUUAGGGUUUCUGAUGCUUUAUACAUUUGUGGUUCUUGUACAAAUGGAAAGAUUACCUUCAGUUCAAGAAUGGAUUGUUAUUGCUUACAUUUUUACCUAUGCUAUUGAAAAAGUCCGUGAGAUCUUUAUGUCUGAAGCUGGGAAAAUAAGCCAGAAGAUUAAAGUGUGGUUUAGUGACUACUUCAAUAUCAGUGAUACAAUUGCCAUAAUUUCUUUCUUCAUUGGAUUUGGAUUAAGACUUGGAGCAAAAUGGAACUAUGAGGAUGCGUAUAAGAAUCAUGUUUUUGUGGCUGGAAGAUUAAUUUACUGUCUUAACAUAAUAUUUUGGUAUGUGCGUUUGCUAGAUUUUCUAGCUGUAAAUCAACAGGCAGGACCUUAUGUAAUGAUGAUUGGAAAAAUGGUAGCCAAUAUGUUCUACAUUGUAGUGAUUAUGGCUCUUGUGUUACUUAGUUUUGGUGUUCCCAGAAAGGCAAUACUUUAUCCUCGAGAACCACCAUCUUGGAACCUUGCAAAAGAUAUCGUUUUUCAUCCAUACUGGAUGAUUUUUGGUGAAGUUUAUGCAUAUGAAAUUAAUGCAUGUGCAAAUGAUUCCGUUGUCCCGUGGCUCUGUGGCCCUGGAUCUUGGUUGACCCCAUUUCUUCAAGCUGUCUACCUCUUUGUACAGUAUAUCAUUAUGGUUAAUCUUCUUAUUGCGUUUUUCAACAAUGUCUAUUUCCAAGUGAAGGCAAUCUCCAACAUUGUAUGGAAGUAUCAACGUUAUCAUUUCAUUAUGGCUUAUCAUGAGAAACCAGUUCUGCCUCCUCCACUUAUCAUUCUUAGCCAUAUAGUUUCUUUGUUUUGCUGCGUAUGUAAGAGAAGAAAAAAAGAUAAGACUUCAGAUGGACCAAAAUUAUUCUUAACAGAAGAAGAUCAAAAGAAGCUUCAUGACUUUGAAGAGCAGUGUGUUGAGAUGUAUUUUAAUGAAAAGGAUGACAAAUUCUACUCGGGGAGUGAAGAGAGAAUCCGUGUCACAUUUGAAAGAGUGGAGCAGAUGUGUAUUCAGAUUAAAGAAGUUGGAGAUCGUGUCAACUACAUAAAAAGAUCAUUGCACUCAUUAGAUUCUCAAAUUGGUCAUUUGCAAGAUCUCUCAGCCCUGACUGUAGAUACAUUAAAAACACUCACUGCCCAGAAAGCUUCAGAAGCUAGCAAAGUUCACAAUGAAAUCACAAGAGAAUUGAGCAUCUCUAAACAUUUGGCCCAAAAUCUUAUUGAAGAUGGUCCUUUAAGGCCUUCUGGGUGGAAAAAACAUAGCUCUUCACUUCCUCAGCAUGGUCUUGAAAGUAAUAAUCCUUUCUUUAGUAAUAUGUGUAUGAAAGAUGGAAGAGGUCCUCAAAGUAGCAUAUUUGGUCAGGAUUUACCUGCAAUACCCCAGAAGAAAGAAUUCCAUUCUCCAGAGGCUGGUUCCUCUUGUGGUGCCUUAUUCCCAAGUGCUAUUUCGCCUCCAGAGCUGCGACAGAGAAUACACGGUGCAGAAAUCUUAAAAAUACUUAAUAAAAAUCAAAAAUUAGGUAAUUCAUCUAAUAGCAUACCACAUCUAUCAUCCCCUCCAACCAAAUUUUUUGUUAGUACACCAUCCCAACCAAGUUGCAAAAGCCAGUUGGAAACUGUAACCAAAGAUCAAGAGAUUGUUUGGGCUAAAGCUGCAGAAGGAGAUAAUAUCGAAUUUGGAGCAUUUAUAGGACACAGAGAUAGCAUGGAUAUACAGAGGUUUAAAGAAUCAUCAAACAAAGUGAAAGAGAUAUCUGAGCAGCAGAGUGAUGUAAGAAGCAUUAUUUUGGAAGAUCGAGAGAUGCCUACACAUCAGGUAAUGUCACUUUAUUUGAAAAGCAGCUGUAGAAGGCCCUCUGCAGAAGAAACUCGUGAAGUAAAUUCCAAGGCAGCCUUGCUACCGGACUGGUUACAAGAUAAACCGUCUAACAGACAAAUGCCAUCUGAAGAAGGAGCAUUAAAUGGUCUUGCUUCUCCGUUUAAGCCAGUUAUGGAUACAAAUUACUAUUAUUCAGCUGUGGAAAGAAAUAACUUGAUGAGGUUGUCACUGAGCAUUCCAUUCACACCUGUGCCACCAAGAGGUGAGCUUGUCACUGUGUAUCGCUUGGAAGAGAGUUCUCCCAACAUACUAAAUAACAGCAUGUCUUCUUGGUCACAGCUAGGCCUCUGUGCCAAAAUUGAAUUUUUAAGUAAAGAGGAGAUGGGAGGAGGCUUACGAAGAGCUGUCAAAGUACAGUGUGCCUGGUCAGAGCAUGAUAUCCUCAAAUCAGGGCAUCUGUAUAUCAUCAAAUCUUUUCUUCCUGAGGUGGUUAACACCUGGUCACAUGUUUAUAAAGAAGAUACCGUUCUGCAUCUCUGCCUCAGAGAAAUUCAGCAACAGAGAGCAGCACAAAAACUCACAUUUGCCUUCAACCAAAUGAAACCGAAAUCCAUCCCAUAUUCUCCAAGGUUCCUUGAGGUUUUCCUGCUGUACUGUCACUCAGCAGGACAGUGGUUUGCUGUGGAAGAGUGUAUGACUGGAGAAUUCAGGAAAUACAACAAUAACAAUGGUGAUGAAAUUAUCCCCACGAAUACCUUGGAAGAGAUCAUGUUAGCCUUCAGCCACUGGACUUAUGAAUACACAAGAGGAGAGUUGCUGGUACUUGAUUUGCAAGGUGUGGGUGAAAAUUUAACUGACCCAUCUGUGAUAAAAGCAGAAGAAAAGAGAUCCUGUGAUAUGGUUUUUGGACCAGCAAAUCUAGGAGAAGAUGCAAUAAAAAAUUUUAGAGCAAAACAUCACUGUAAUUCUUGCUGUAGAAAGCUUAAACUCCCAGAUCUGAAGAGGAAUGAUUACACGCCUGAUAAGAUUAUAUUUCCUCAGGAAGCGCCUUCAGAUUGGACUCUUCAGCCUGAAAACUCUACCAAAGAAUCAGAAUCAGCUAAUUCUAUUCGUCUGAUGUUAUAAUAUUACCGAAUCAUUGGUUUUUGCCUACACCUCAUGAAAAAUGUUACUGUGUUACUUUUCCUUCAGGAGGAAUUGUUUGAUAAUAUAUAUAUAGAAAGGUGUGUGUAGCAUGAAGUUGCUGACUCCAGCACAGUUGAUAGGUCAAUAUUCUUUUGACCUGCUUAAACUAGUCAGUCAAAAACUCCCAACAGGAUACAGCUGGUAGCUGAUAAAUAUUAAAGGUAAAGGAAAAUUAGUUUUUAAAACUUUUUAAAGGGCUCUUUUCAGCAAAGGAUUUCUCAUUGGACUUUGUUCUGAUGAAGGGGAUACCCUCCUAAGUGGUGCAAUACCAUUAAUCACAGGGAGGUGUCACUGCAGAGUUUAUUUGGCAGCUGGUUCACUGCCACUAAGCAAGACAGAUGAAAUCAUUCAGCCAUUGGCUAAGUGGAAAUCAAAGGUCUUCCUGGGUGUGUUCGAUGGGGAGCAGUGUGAGUUCCCAACAGACACUUAUUGGCUAUUAGGCAGGCAUACUUGUUGUAAUUUUAGAUUCACAGGGAUAUUCUAUAAGGGGCCUGAGCUGAAGACCAUUUCGUAAGAGGAAUUUUAUUUAUGAAUCAGGGUUAGGCUCCAUAUUUAAAGAUAGAGCCAGUUUUUUUGUUAAAUAAAACCCAAAUUGUGCAAAAGUAUUAGUUUUUUUGUUGUUGUUGCUGUUUGUAUGUUUUUGCGUUGUUUUAUCAAGUCACUGUCAAAUAGAAGAAAACUAUGGUAGACUGGUAGAACCUUAAGCAAAUAAAAGGAUAAACUUAACUUAUUAUUCAAAAGAAGUUACCUUAUGCGAAGAGUGCUUUCCCUACCCCAGUCUAUAGUGACAGCCUGGAAGUUACAUCCCCAAAGAUUGUAUUGACCAGUAUAUCAAAUAAAAAUGUAAAUGAGAAUGCUUACAUUUUAAAUUGCAUAGGAACAUCAGAACAUGAAUACCGUUGGCACUUACUUAAGAAGCUGAGUGGGGUUAUCAUUCUGUGAUGUCGGGAAAUUGCAAUGCAACUUUAUGCCAAUAAAAAUGUAACUUAACUUCCCCCACUAUUAUUGAAUACUCAGCAACAAAAAGCUUGUCAUGGAUUACAGUUUUAUGCUUUGAUUUUUUUCCCCUUUGUUUUCUAGGUACUACUUAUAAAUUUUACUUGGGAGAGAGCAGUGUAAAGCUUAUUUGUAUUCAGUAGUGUAUCUCAUAGAUACAGAUAAGGCAAAAAGAGAUAAGCUGUUUAAAUAGUGUUUAUGUUGAUGGGGAAAGAAAAAAUGUAUUACUUAAAGAUAUUAUACUAUAUACAUUUUGUAUAUCAUUAAAUCUUUAAAAGAAAUUAAAAUAAAUUUAUUCUUGUUUA